This is a messenger RNA of Cynocephalus volans (Philippine flying lemur), 3417 nucleotides long. RefSeq names its product bestrophin 3 (gene BEST3). NCBI's taxonomy places the organism in Eukaryota, Metazoa, Chordata, Mammalia, Dermoptera, Cynocephalidae. The coding region runs from base 149 to 2194 and encodes 681 amino acids. The record is from RefSeq and is a predicted model, not a curated record. Gene Ontology annotation, molecular function: chloride channel activity. The transcript has 10 exons.
GGAAAGAAAAUCUGACUGUGCAUGAGGGAAGGACAAACUGAGAGCAAAGAACCGACCUGAAGGCACCUCUUCAGGGGGAGCCUGAACUUUGAAGAUUUUCUUUCCUGUUGGAGACUCCAAACCAAAUAAAUAGAAAAAACUAUCCAAGAUGACUGUCACUUACUCCAGUAAAGUAGCGAAUGCGACUUUUUUUGGAUUUCAUAGGUUACUCUUCAAGUGGAGAGGCAGCAUCUACAAACUGCUGUACAGGGAAUUUAUUGUUUUUGCUGUUCUUUACACAGCAAUAAGUUUGGUGUACAGAUUGUUACUUACAGGAGCCCAAAAACGUUACUUUGAAAAAUUAUCAAUUUACUGUGACAGAUAUGCUGAACAAAUUCCAGUAACCUUUGUACUUGGGUUUUAUGUUACUCUGGUGGUGAAUCGAUGGUGGAACCAGUUUGUCAAUCUGCCCUGGCCGGACAGGCUGAUGUUCCUCAUCUCCAGCAGCGUCCACGGAAGCGACGAGCACGGGCGCAUGCUCAGGAGGACGCUGAUGCGCUACGUCAACCUCGUGUCCCUGCUCAUCUUCCGCUCGCUGAGCACAGCUGUGUACAAAAGGUUUCCGACAAUGGACCACGUGGUCGAAGCAGGUUUUAUAACAGCUGAUGAAAGGAAAUUAUUUGACCACCUCAAAUCUCCUCAUCUGAAGUACUGGGUUCCAUUCAUCUGGUUUGGAAAUCUCGCAACUAAAGCUCGGAAUGAAGGUAGAAUCCGAGACAGUGUUGAUCUGCAAUCAUUAAUGACUGAAAUGAAUCGAUACCGCUCUUGGUGCAGCCUCUUAUUUGGUUAUGACUGGGUUGGAAUUCCGCUGGUUUAUACCCAGGUCGUCACUCUUGCUGUCUACACCUUCUUUUUUGCGUGCCUGAUUGGACGCCAGUUUUUGGAUCCCACCAAAGGCUACCCGGGGCAUGACUUAGAUCUUUACAUUCCAAUCUUUACUCUCCUACAAUUCUUCUUCUAUGCAGGAUGGCUCAAGGUAGCUGAGCAGCUUAUCAACCCUUUUGGAGAAGAUGAUGAUGAUUUUGAAACUAACUGGUGCAUUGAUAGAAAUUUGCAGGUCUCUCUUUUAGCUGUGGACGAAAUGCACAUGAGCUUACCCAAGAUGAAGAAGGAUAUUUACUGGGAUGAUUCUGCGGCUCGACCACCAUACACACUGGCAGCUGCUGACUACUGCAUACCUUCAUUUCUGGGGUCAACAGUCCAAAUGGGGCUGUCUGCAUCUGAUUUCCCUGGUGAGGAGUGGCUGUGGGAUUAUGAGAAGCAUGGGCAUCGGUAUUCCAUGAUGAGAAAAGUCAAGCGGUUCCUAAGUGCCCACGAACACCCCUCCAGCCCCAAGAAGAGAAGCUAUGGGAGGCAGACCAGUGACAGCUCCGUGUUUUUCCCCCAAGUUGACCUCAGCCCAGCCAGGGAUCUGCUGGAUGUGCCCCCAAGAAACCUCUACAGAGCCUCACCCACCCUGAAGCAAUCCUACUCCCUGGAGGAGAGCCCCAAGCUGCAUUCCAGCAUGGGAGAACUGUCCACCAUCAGGGAGACCAGCCGGGCAAGCACUUUACAGAGCCUGACCCCACAGUCCAACAUGAGGUUUUCCCCCACCAAAAUGCCCCAGAUCCCCGAGGUCUUGGUCACAGCAACCACCGCACCAAUGCCCACAUCAGAUGGCCACCACCAUGACUCCACUACCUCCAUCUCGAGCUCUGAGUUUACUGGGGUUCUGCCAAGCAGUACUGGGCAGCAGGAGGACCCGGUGAGAUCAAGUCUGUCCCCAUCAGAGAAGGGGACACCUCCUAGGGGACCCAGUCCCCAGACUGUUUCAGCCAACACUGAGAGAACCGUAUUCAAAUAUGAGGAAGACCCAAAUGAUAAUGACAGGUUCCUGAAAAGGUGUAGCCUCCCAGGGUUCCUAGAGUCCAGACACACCUCCCUGCGAAACCUAAAUCCAGAUCCCAUGAGCUCUGAGCCAGCUCUUUUAGUUGACACAGAAACAUCCUCAGAGACCAGUGGGAUCCACAUUGUGGCUGGCUCUCGAGUCUCUCCUGAUACACUGUAUUUAAUGGAAAACCUGGACACCAAGGAAACAGAUAUCAUAGAGUUUAACAACAAGCAAACUGAGGAAUCACCCAAAGGAGCUCCACAAAGUUCUAGGACCUGGUUCUAGCCUAGAUUCUUACUUUCCCAAGAGUUCAGCGUGGUCCCUGAACAUAUCUGGGGGCUGGUCAGUUGUUUUUGUUUUUAAUGAUUAUACUGUAUAAGCUACUAAGAACUUUGAAGGGCAUUAUGAUCCUGACUUUUUGAAAACUGCAAAAAUCAACUGCAUUCACAUCAUCCAUCACAAAGUGACUCUCAUGGAAGUUACACAGACCACAGUGAUGUAUCUUAACCAAAUAAGGAAUCUUAAUAUAUAUAUAUGACUUAUAAAUUCAUAGAUCAUUAGCUUUGAGAAGGGCCUUCUAGAUCAUAGCCUAAUCCCCUAGACACGAAGACCCAGACGUAAAGGAGUCUCUAUUUCUUUCCUUUUUUUUCUUUCUUCUUUUCAUUAAUCAUAGACAGGAGGUAGAUCACAUAAUGCCCCAAAGACUCCUUCCUACUUAUGAUUCUUUGUUUGAGGCUUUCUCACCAUCUCACUCCUGCUUCCUGUAACUAUUACUGUUAUCAUUUCCUAAUUCUUAAGCUUCACCAGCAUCAAAAAGCUUCAUUUCUCUUCAAUUCCCUUUUACACUUUCAGGUCUUCAUUUUUCUCUCUUCCCCUUUAUUCUCUCAUCCUUUUUUUCCUUCCCUUUUCCCCAAUCUUUCUCCUUCUCUGGUGACUCAAAUCCAUCUCACCUCCCAUGUUAUACUAUUGUCUCUUGCCAACUCUGUUGCUUUUUUGCCAUGGUGUUUAAAAUAAGAGGCACUGGAAAAGCCUUCUACAAAAUAAUCAAAGAUGUCAGCAGACCCAGCCUGACGCACUUGCAGCCCCGCAGUUGAAGGGUGGCUGGUGUCCCACCACACCCUCGGCAGCCAUUGCUGUUUCUUUCUGCUUCUGCUCUUUGGUCUUGAACAUUAGAGAAAACUGAAGCCAAGAGGAUAAGACACUUGCAGAACCAAAUGCUAUGGAGCCAAAGAAUAGCAUGAUUUGAAUCUCUCUAACUCAAAAAUCUUAAGCAAAAAUCCCAGUUGUGUCACAACCUGGGACCACUGUGUAUACUACUGUAUAUAGGUUGUUUGGAACGAGGUAGGACAUUUCAGCUGGGUGGAUAACAGGGUCCAGGACUGCAUGAGGGUGGCUGUUUGCUGCGGGCCUCCCACUCUGUCUGGAAGGCCAUGCAUGCCUUGUGAGCACUGCUGUCACCCUCUGUCAUAGGCUGAAACUUGACUACAUAUGGCUUAAGAAAUAAAAUA